AAUCCAGAUCUUGAGGCCAGAAGACACACCUGUAAUUUCAGCCACACCUUCUGCAGUAAGACUAUAUAAGGACAUGGAAAAAGGAGGCUUUUGCUCAUUUCUCCCUUGCCCUCACCUUGUUAACAAGCCCAUUCUUUCAGUGGAAUUAGAGCCUACUUAUUUGAAAUUCCAGCAUAUACUGAAGACCAGCGGAGAGAUCCAGCCUUGUGGACCAAGCCUCUUCUGGAUUCAGGGACUUUCAGUUCACAGUCACCCAUUGUUGGAUUAGCUGGACUGCUGCCUGAAUUGACAACAAGAUAAAGUGUCCUAAUUGAGCAGAACAUCAUGGCCAGCCCCUCAGAAGAAAACAUCCUUGAAAAGGAUUUCAGGAUCUUAACAUCUCUAGGUUCUGGUGGAUAUGGGGAGGUGAAGCUUGCCUGCCACCUUCCUACACAUACACAGGUGGCUGUCAAGGUCCUGGAGAAGAAAAAGAAUUCUCUGGCUCGCAUCAACACUGAAGUAGAGAUACUUCAGUCUGUGGAACACAGAAACAUAGUUCAUUUUUUUCAUGUUAUUGACACAAGUUCAACCACUUUUGUGAUAAUGGAGUAUAUUGCAGGAAAAAACCUGGAAUAUUUAAUCAGGGAGAGAGACUUUCUAAAGGAGGAUGAGGUCAGACCAAUAUUCCAACAGGUCGUUUCAGGGGUUCAUUUUCUCCACCAAAAACGAAUUGCCCAUCGUGAUAUUAAAUUGGAAAAUGUCCUUAUUGACGGAGCUGGCAAUGUCAAGCUUUGUGACUUUGGUAUGUCCAGACAGCUGGCAGAGGGGCAGAUGUUGAAGGAAUUCUGUGGCACCUUGGUCUAUUUGGCUCCAGAGAUUUUGGCAAGGAAACCCUAUGAUGGACUGGCAGGGGAUAUGUGGAGCUUGGGAGUCCUCCUAUAUGUACUGGUCACAGGAAAAUUUCCAUAUGACGAAACCACCUAUGAACGUAUGUACAAGGUCAUCACCACCACAAUUUUUUCCUGUCCCUACUACGUGUCAGACCCCUGUGUAAUCAUCAUUGCACGAUUACUCACGGUCCCCUCCCUGCACAGAAUAACAAUAUGUCAGCUCCAGGAAAGCGGAUGGCUGGGCAACAUUAAAGAACAUGCAGCACCUACAACUAAGGAAAUCCUUCCCAUGGUCGUGGAGACCAUGUGCACCAUGGGAUAUACCUGUGAAGACAUUGUAUCAUCCCUAAAACACAGGCAACCAAAUAAUUUAAUGGCAACAUUCAAUAUCCUCAAAUACAAACUGAGCUGUGGGGACAGCCAUCAGCAAAAUCAAAAGCCCUGGUUAAAUGACAGUCCUAUAGGUGCUCUUCGCCCCCUUCUCCCCUUGAAGAGGAGAUUCAGUGAACCAGCCUUCCCAACAAGUAAAGGAGAAGGGAAGAGACAUUUACAUGAGGAGGGUGUGGAAGGAAGAGGCAGGAGAUGCCAAAGCUACAAAAUGCUCAACAGAUACCGAAGCCUGUGA
Messenger RNA from Peromyscus eremicus (cactus mouse), 1494 nucleotides. RefSeq names its product putative sperm motility kinase W. Gene Ontology annotation, cellular component: cytoplasm. Gene Ontology annotation, biological process: protein phosphorylation; intracellular signal transduction. The transcript is spliced from 2 exons. Gene Ontology annotation, molecular function: ATP binding; protein serine/threonine kinase activity. Bases 325 to 1494 code for a protein of 389 amino acids. The record is from RefSeq and is a predicted model, not a curated record. Lineage: Eukaryota; Metazoa; Chordata; Mammalia; Rodentia; Cricetidae.